Penicillium coprophilum is the source of this 1383-nucleotide messenger RNA. Its product is annotated as RNA-binding protein. Lineage: Eukaryota; Fungi; Ascomycota; Eurotiomycetes; Eurotiales; Aspergillaceae. The transcript has 3 exons. Gene Ontology annotation, biological process: maturation of LSU-rRNA from tricistronic rRNA transcript (SSU-rRNA, 5.8S rRNA, LSU-rRNA). The record is from RefSeq and is a predicted model, not a curated record. Gene Ontology annotation, cellular component: nucleolus. Gene Ontology annotation, molecular function: RNA binding. Bases 1 to 1383 code for a protein of 460 amino acids.
AUGGCCCCUGAUAAGAGAGUUUCAAAGCGCAAAGCUGCGCCUGUCGCCGCCGACUCUCCCGCCAAAAAAACCAAGAAGGUCGAGGCCAAACCUGCUGAGGCAACCAAGGAAGCUGCUCCUAAGUCUAUCCUGAAGAAGAACGAGAAGGCCACCAAGUCCAAGGCAGAGAAGGCUGCUGUGCCGGCUAAGACAAAUGUCGAGCCCACCCGCCAGGUCAAGCCUCGCAAGCGUGCUGCUGACUUCCUUACCGACGAGGAAACCGAAGAGCCUGUCGCACCUGUGAAGGCUGAUAAGAAGGCCGAGAAGAAGCCUGCGGCUAAAAAGUCCAAAAAGGAGGAGGCUGAGACCACCCCCGCUCCUAAGAAGGCUGCCGCGAAGAAAGCCACCCCCAAGACCAAGAAGCCCGAGCCCGUCGUCGAGUCCGAAGAGGAAGACGCCGAGGUGGAUGUCUCCCCAGCAGACGAAAGCGAAGCUGAGAACGAGGCUGUUGAUGAUCAGACUGAGGCACUCAUUAAGGGCUUCGAGAGCAGUGGCGACGAGGACGAGUCUGAUGGUGAGGGUUACAAAGAGGGUGAACCUAUCCCCAAAGCCCCAGAUACCAAGAAGGCCGAGCGCAAGCUCGCCAAGCAGCUGCGCAAGGAUGGCCCUCCCGAGGAGCCCGGCACUGUCUACAUUGGACGUAUCCCCCACGGUUUCUACGAGCACCAGAUGAAGGCCUAUUUCUCCCAAUUCGGUGAAAUCACCAAACUCCGUCUUUCGCGCAACCGUCUCACCGGCCGCUCCAAGCACUACGCGUUCAUUGAAUUCUCCUCGACCACCGUCGCCAAGAUUGUCGCUGACACAAUGGACAACUACCUCAUGUAUGGCCACAUCGUCAAGUGCAAGUACGUCCCAAAAGAGCAGUUGCACCCCGAGAUCUGGAAGGGCGCCAACCGCCGCUUCAAGGUUACGCCAUGGAACCGCAUUGAGAAGAAGCGUCUCGCGAGGGGCAAGACACGUGAGCAAUGGUCGAAGAGCAUCGAAUCCGAGCAGAAGAAGAGAGAGGCCAAGCUUCACAAGCUCAAGGCCCUAGGUUACGAGCUUGAUCUUCCCCAGCUGAAGAGCGUCGAUGAUGUCCCCAUCCAGGAGGCUCCUAAGGCUGUUGAGGCCCCCGAGACCACUGAUACCACUGAAGCGUCCACCGAGGAGCCUGUCAAGGCUAUCGAGGCUCCUACUCCUACCGAUGAUACCCCGAAGAAGGCCAAGAAGGGCAAGAAGACAGAGACACCCAAGGAGGUUGCUACAGAGUCACCGGCUGCUAAGUCUUCCAUUGCCAAGGCGCCUGCCACUAAGGCGAAGGGAAAGGCCACCAAGAAGGCUACCAAGUCUAAGUCCAAGGCGUAA